CCGCCUCGGCCCUGAAGGGGCUGGAUGGGCGAGUUGGGCGCGAUGGCUCGAUCCUGGGCGGCGGCGGCGGCGGCGGCGGUGGCGGCUGGAGGCGGUGGCGCGUCCUCCUCCUUGCCCCGGCGCCGGCGGUGAUCCGAGCGAGUGGCCGCGGCCCCCGAUGAGACUGCUCGCGGGCUGGCUGUGUCUGAGCCUGGCGUCCGUGUGGCUGGCGCGGAGGAUGUGGACCCUGCGGAGCCCGCUCACCCGCUCCCUGUACGUGAACAUGACGAGCGGCCCCGGCGGGCCGGCGGCGGCCGCCGCGGGCGGCAGGAAGGAGAACCACCAGUGGUAUGCGUGCAACAGAGAGAAAUUAUGCGAAUCACUCCAGGCUGUCUUUGUUCAGAGUUACCUUGAUCAAGGAACACAGAUCUUCUUAAACAACAGCAUUGAGAAAUCGGGCUGGCUAUUUAUCCAAUUAUAUCACUCUUUUGUGUCAUCUGUUUUUAGCCUGUUUAUGUCUAGAACAUCUAUCAAUGGGUUGCUAGGAAGAGGCUCAAUGUUUGUCUUUUCACCAGAUCAGUUUCAGAGACUGCUUAAAAUUAAUCCAGACUGGAAAACGCAUAGACUUCUUGAUUUAGGUGCUGGAGAUGGAGAAGUCACAAAAAUAAUGAGCCCUCAUUUUGAAGAAAUUUAUGCCACUGAGCUGUCUGAAACUAUGAUAUGGCAACUUCAGAAGAAGAAAUACAGAGUGCUUGGUAUAAAUGAAUGGCAGAAUACAGGGUUCCAGUAUGAUGUCAUCAGCUGCUUGAAUUUGCUGGACCGCUGUGAUCAGCCCCUGACUUUGUUAAAAGAUAUCAGAAGUGUCUUGGAGCCAACUCGAGGCAGGGUCAUCCUUGCUCUGGUCUUACCUUUUCAUCCCUAUGUGGAAAACGACCUCUUCUGCAGGUGGUAUUUCCUGCAAAUGCAAAGGAAGAUAUUAAUUAGAUGAGCUAUUUCUGAGGCUCCCAGCAUGUGGAGAGAUGGAAAUUAUUUCCUUAUGAUAAUAUUCAAGGCCAUAGGGACAUCUAAUGCAAGAAAUUUGACUUACUUUGGUGAGGACGAUGAAGAACACGAAUACACCAGUAACGUACAUAGAGAGCAGUGAUAAGAGGGCCGCCAGGAGACUCUGCAGUUCCUUGCUGAGAACCUUUGUCUCUUUGUUAAUUACAGAUACAGAAAGAACCACAGUCACUAUUGAAGCAUAUUAUUGCAAAUAUAUGUAUAAAGUAUAAUCGAAACUACAUGUUAGAGGUGAAACAUGAACUUAUUCUCUUUGGCUAUUCGUAUAAAAAUUUAUUCAGGGUCUCGAUUCAGAAAGUACUCAAGUAUAUGAUAUAGUUAAAGCCAGUUCAUUAGUUCUUUAAAUGUAUUAUGCCCAACAUGUUAUUCAUUUUUAAAACUUAAAAUUUUUAAAAGUUCAAUUAAUUACUUGUCAUAAUGCUAAGAAUCACUUUUUAUAUAAAGUUUUGCUUAAAGUUAGAUAAACAUUAAGGGUUUGUUCAAGGGUGUUUAAAGUUUCUUUUAGUAGAUAUGAUGUACAAGUGUCACCAAGAGUCUGUUUAUGGAGUUAAGAUACUUUCCCACGUGUAUUUAUAACCUUGAACUGUUUAGUACACAUAGCUGAACAAUGCAGUUCUCUAAGAACCUGAGAAGGCCGUACAUUGAGAUUUUAGUGCUUACGGCAUGCUUAAAAGACAGG
Balaenoptera acutorostrata (minke whale) is the source of this 1717-nucleotide messenger RNA. RefSeq names its product methyltransferase 9, His-X-His N1(pi)-histidine (gene METTL9). The coding region runs from base 158 to 967 and encodes 269 amino acids. Gene Ontology annotation, molecular function: protein-L-histidine N-pros-methyltransferase activity. NCBI's taxonomy places the organism in Eukaryota, Metazoa, Chordata, Mammalia, Artiodactyla, Balaenopteridae. The transcript is spliced from 5 exons. The record is from RefSeq and is a predicted model, not a curated record.